GGGCGCUGUCUAAUUGCACUAUGACGACCAGGGAAGCGGAAAGGGCAGUUCGAGAAAAAUCGUAAGGGAAAGCCUGGAAAAUCUGUUGAAAUGUUUUGAUAUCAAGAUCGCCUACAACAAUGAACAAGGGUGGAAGGGCAAACCUUCAGAACUACAGGCCGGUGAUCCGUAAGGGAAUUGGGGAUCGUCCCAUUCGUUUCAAGUGCUCCUUACAGAACACCAUCCUUGACGUCUUGCGAUCCAAGAACUGGGUUGAAGUUAAAGAAGAUGAGUUUGAUUUUGACUUUUUCUGGGCGGACCGGGUAUGGAUGCGGGAAUACUUUGACACGUGUUACAUGGAGGACCAUGUACGCAUCAACCACUUUAGAAAUCACUACGAGUUGACCCGCAAGAACCUCAUGGUGAAGAAUCUGAAGAGAUAUCGCAAGCAGUUGGAGCGAGAAGUCAGUAAAGUGGAGGCCUCGAGAUGCGACUUCUUUCCCAUGACCUUUGAACUACCAUCGGAGUAUCACAUGUUUGUGGACGAGUUCAAGAGGAACCCUGGCUCCAUCUGGAUCAUGAAGCCAGUGGCCAAGUCUCAAGGUAAAGGCAUCUUCCUCUUCAAGAAACUCAAGGACAUCAUGGAGUGGAAGAAGAGUGACAGUUAUCGGCCCAGGGACAGCAAGGACGAGGAAAAAGAACAGCCAGAGACUUACAUUGUCUCACGAUACAUUGAGCGCCCUUACCUUAUCGGAGGGAGGAAAUUUGAUCUCCGGGUCUAUGUGCUGGUAAACUCGUAUAUUCCAUUGAAGGCGUGGCUGUAUAGGAGUGGAUUUGCAAGAUUUUCCAACUCACGAUUCUCCUUAGAGUCCAUCGAUGACACCUUUGUUCAUCUGACCAACGUGGCCGUUCAGAAGACGGCGCCUGACUAUGACCCAGAGAAAGGUUGUAAGUGGUCGAUGCAGCAGUUCCGACAGUACCUGACUGCAAGGCAUGAUAUCCAAGAUGUGGAGGAGAUGUACAGAAAAAUGAACGACAUCUUCAUCAAAAGUCUCCAAAGCGUACAGAAGAUCAUGAUCAAUGACAAACAUUGCUUUGAGCUGUACGGCUAUGACAUCCUGAUUGGGCACGAUCUCAAACCCUGGCUGAUUGAAGUCAAUGCAUCCCCUUCUCUGACUGCCAGUAGUCAAGAUGACUACAAUCUCAAGGUUGGCCUGCUGGAAGACAUGCUGCACAUCAUCGACAUGGAGAACAAAUUGACGGGGAAGGAGAAGAGAGUGGGUGGUUUUGACCUGAUGUGGGACGAUGGACCAGUCAUGGCAGAGGAGGGCGGGGUGGACUGCAUCAGCCCUCCAUCCUACUCAACUAAUACAUUCCUUGGAUGUCACGUUGACAGGAAGGCGCAACUAAGGCAGCUCUUCAAGCACCUAGCAGCCAACAAAAAGACGUGAUGGAAGACUCAUCACCACAUUGUCUUUCUAUCACAAGAUGUCCGAUCCGUCCAUACUGUUGAUGCGGUGGUAGCAGGGUAAUAGCCUAGCAGCACAUCGUCGGCCUUAAAUGGUGGCAAUAGCUAUUUCUGAAUCUAGACUGUGGAGAUAUUUUUUGAUAUUAAUUGUUGGAUACCACCAAGCCUGCAACUUCAUGAUGAGAGAGUGUUGGCACUAGUUGAUUGGGAUGGCUUAUAAGGGUCACAGCAUAAGACUAAAAUCUCACUGGACUACCCUGAGUGGGAUAUCACAACACAUGUCAGUGGGGUUUUAAAUACUACCCCAAUUUGGUGAUCACAGAACAGACUAAUAGUUUCACUGUACUACCCCUUUUAGGUUGAUACUGUGUUAAAGAGUAAUGGUCCUUCUAGCUGAGCUCCUCGGUUUGGGAUAAAUAACUACCCCAAGUGGCCUAUAAUGUUAUUAUACGGCGCUUCAAUGAACCUCUGUCAUCUGAUUGGUUGCUCGUUGAUCACAUUCAUUGAAUUAUUCAUUCAAUCCACAUGGGCGUA
Molecule: messenger RNA, 1981 nt
Organism: Patiria miniata (bat star)
Lineage: Eukaryota; Metazoa; Echinodermata; Asteroidea; Valvatida; Asterinidae
Gene: ttll9
Product: probable tubulin polyglutamylase TTLL9
Exons: 13
Coding region: 120-1430 (436 amino acids)
Biological process (GO): protein polyglutamylation; microtubule cytoskeleton organization
Cellular component (GO): cilium
Molecular function (GO): tubulin-glutamic acid ligase activity; tubulin binding
Source: RefSeq, a predicted model, not a curated record